This is a messenger RNA of Exophiala oligosperma, 1401 nucleotides long. RefSeq lists its product as uncharacterized. The transcript is spliced from 6 exons. Gene Ontology annotation, biological process: transmembrane transport. Gene Ontology annotation, cellular component: membrane. Bases 1 to 1401 code for a protein of 466 amino acids. Gene Ontology annotation, molecular function: transmembrane transporter activity. NCBI's taxonomy places the organism in Eukaryota, Fungi, Ascomycota, Eurotiomycetes, Chaetothyriales, Herpotrichiellaceae. The record is from RefSeq and is a predicted model, not a curated record.
AUGGACGUGGACAACAAAAAGGCCAACAGUCACGGGGACUUGGUCGUCAUCCCUUCGAACACUCACGGCGACGUUCAGCCUGUAUCUGCCGAUGAAGGAGCCGCCGUCCCAAGGCUGCUACGCAAGUUGGACUUUAUUGUCCUACCAUGCCUCACUGUCAUGUACAUCUUCAACUCUCUAGAUCGCAGCAACCUGGGAAAUGCAGCGACGGCGGGUCUGCUCAAGGACACACAUCUGAAGGGCAAUCAAUACAACAUCGUACUCAGCACCUACUACACCGCUUUCGUCGUCUUUGGGCCACUCAUGGCGGUCUUCACCAAGAUCUGUUCCGGCAAGGUUGCUCUCCCCACGAUGAUGUUGGGUUUCGGCGUCGCUUCGGCGGCUACAGCUUCUGUCAGAUCUUUUGGAGCCUUGAUUGCUUGCCGCAUGGUGGUAGGAGCAUUCGAGUCUGGGUUUUUGGCUUCAGUGGUGUAUUACCUUUCUACGUUUUACACUCGAGCCGAGAUUGCGAGUCGAAUCGCUCUCUUUUACGCCGGCGCAGUCAUCGCUUCCGCAUUCGGUGGCCUACUGGCUUAUGGAGUCUUCCACAUCCAGCACGCGGCGCUUCCCAGCUGGGCGUACCUCUUCAUUUUGGAAGGUUGUGUGACUUGCCUUUUGGCCAUGGCUGCCUACUUCGUACUACCACGAGAUAUUUCCCAUGCCUGGUUCUUCACGGCGCAGGAAAAAAGGGUCGCCGAGUCUCGCAUCCUACUCAACUCCAUGGACGUCCAGAGCACGAGGUUCAAUUGGCACGGAGCCCUGUCCGAGUUUCGAACAAUUCACUUUUACGCUCGAGCCCUGAUUGCCGUCUGCUUUGGCAUCCUGGCCCAGUCAAGCGCCAAUUUUCUCGCCCUCAUGACAGUACGGUUAGGAUAUUCUGUCACAAAGACUAACCUGUAUACUGUCGCACCGGCCUUGACUGCUGCGGUUUUUGUCGUUGGAUUUGGAUACUCGUCCGAUUACUUUUGCGAGAGAGGUUUCCACAUGGCGACGCCCAUGGUGAUCGGAUUGAUCGGAUACAUAAUCUUGAUGGUGGUAGAUGUGACCAACCACAAGGGCACAGGAUACCUGGCCAUAUUCUUCUGUACAAUCGGUGCAUACCCUAUGAGCGUCAUCUUUUCCGCAUGGACGGUGGCAAACAUCCCAGAUAUGAACGCGCGAGCCCUCACCACGGGAACUCUGUUCGCCAUAGGGUCGUCGACUGGCUUGAUCUCGUCCAACAUUUUCGUGACGAGCCAGGCGCCUCGAUACAUGACCGCCUUGAUCAUCAACGGCACCUUUUCAGGUAUUGUACAACAAGAACAACGGGGGGUCAUCAUGAAGGUUCCGUGGAAGGAGGAGGAGGAGAAGGAGAAGAGCUGA